Molecule: messenger RNA, 1152 nt
Organism: Durio zibethinus
Lineage: Eukaryota; Viridiplantae; Streptophyta; Magnoliopsida; Malvales; Malvaceae
Source: RefSeq, a predicted model, not a curated record
AUGCCAGCUUUCAAGUUCUCACUUUCUUUAGGAUUUGCAGUUCCAUUUGGGUUGAUAUACAGUAAGCCCAAUGGAUUCUGGUCAGGACUCCCAGUUGCUAUCAGCUUUGCCGCAGCAAGGGAGGCAACAUUUAAAGUUGCAAACGUUAAAGCACAAGGAACAGUUUUGGAGACUGCGUAUGGAGUUAUCGGGUGCUUUCUUUUUGAAAGAUUCUUGCCAAUCAGGAAAAAUUUCGGUGCGCCAAGUGAAUUCGCCAUAGCACGAAUCAUUGAAACAUCCAUUGGGAUAUCUUGUUCAAUUGCGACUGAGCUUGCUUUCCAACUUACAAGAGCUUCAACGUUGGCUAAAAUUGAGCUCCCUAAAAGUUUGGAGAUAUUGCAUGAAUGUAUUGGCUCGGUGUCUUUCGAAGUCAGCGAACCCAACCUCGUAGAGAAUCUGAAGAAGUUGAAAUUUCACGUAAAUCAACUAGGAAAAUUCAUUGGAGAAGCUGAGGUGGAGCCCAAUUUCUGGUCUUUGCCUUUUCAUAGUGCUUGCUAUAGUAAGCUUUUGGGGUCUUUGUCAAAAAUGGUGGAUCUCCUGCAUUUUGGUGUUCAUGCAAUAGGAUUCCUCGAACAAGAGUCACAAAAACUUGAAACUUAUAAUUGGAAGGAAAAUGUAAUUGAACUAGACGGUGACCUUAAACUCUUCAAGGAAUCAAUAGGCUCAUUAAUAAAAUAUCUUGAAAAGAUAUCCUCGAUCAAAUCACUUCCAUUGAUUGACAAGGAACUUGAAAAGAACAACAUUUCUUAUGAUCUUGAGAUAGGAAUAUCACCAUGCCCAAAUUUUUUUAGGGUUUCUGGUUCUGAUGAUGAAGAUGAGAUAGACAAAAUUUUGAGUUCAUUUCUUCAACAUUCGAAAGAAGUUGUCGAUGUAAUCCAAGGCAUUGAAAGUGAGAAGGAGAUUAAGAGCCAGAUGGUCUUAAGUUUGAGUGCCUUGGGUUACUGCAUGAAAAGUUUAACAAGAGAAACCAGGCAGAUCAAAGAGGGAAUAAGGGAACUUGUUCAGUGGGAGAACCCUUCAAGCCAUUAUUCCAAAAAGUUGUUAAAUGAUCCUCAAGAAAAUGGGCGGAAAGUGGUUAAAGGAUCACAGAUGAAUUUUCCAAGGCUACUCUAA